Messenger RNA from Diorhabda sublineata, 2844 nucleotides. RefSeq names its product HUWE1-associated protein modifying stress responses. Bases 156 to 815 code for a protein of 219 amino acids. The record is from RefSeq and is a predicted model, not a curated record. The transcript is spliced from 3 exons. Lineage: Eukaryota; Metazoa; Arthropoda; Insecta; Coleoptera; Chrysomelidae.
GAUUCUAUUUUAUCGGGAAGUUUGGCAACGUAUUAAAACGUACCACAAAGCAAAAGAAAAUGUCGGACACGUUUGUCCACAGCUGAAAAUUGUCGCGUAGUAACUCUUAUAUUUCGUAUUGGAGUCGUAUUUUAAAGGUGAUAAUUAUAGAAAAAAUGAACGGUGAAAGUGGCGAAGAUAAUUGGUUAACCAGUUGGGAACAACAGUGUGCGGAUUCACUGGAAGAACAACCAAAUUUCGAACAAAAUCUAAUAUCCGAAACCAAUAAUUUUCAAACAAAAAUAUGGUCUUCCUUUCAAGAUUCCGCGGCAGCCGUGGCCCAACUUUAUCGAGAUAGGUAUUCGGGCGAACCAGCAGCUAUAUGGUUACAAUUUCAAACAGCAGCCGGCACUGUUACAUCCUUAUAUAGAGAUUCUAGCGAAAGUCUAAGAAGAACGGGAGAAUUAGCUAAACAGAGCGGUUACCAGAAGAGGAAUAUCGAAAUAUUCAAUUGGGCCAAAAGGAAAAAGCGUUUAAUACGUAGGGAAGAUCUGUUAGCAUAUUUAGCCGGAAAACAUCCUCCGCCACCUAGUCGCCAACAUCAUCACCAUUCUCAUCACAGGUUAUCGCCGAGGCCACGAAACUUAUCACCACCUCCGAACGUUGCAAAUCAAGAUAUUGUAGAUCCGAAUUUACGCACCUUUAGGGAAGCCUUAGUCACUUCCCCGUUGUGUGCCUUUAUUACUGGAGAAAUGGCGCGCCAUACCAAGAGACCGGCGAGUCCUUCGGAUGUCACCAUGGGUAGUCCCACUCAAAAACGAGCUCGAUUUAUGUGAAAGUUAACGUUGGAUUAUUUUGAUAUUGUAAGGGGGACGUGCUCGUUGUCUUGCUCUUAUGAGGUAUUUAACAUUUUCAAAAUUAAAUUUUAUUAUUUUUCUCUCAAGUCUUAAAGAUCAUGUUCCAUUUCACAACAUUGUAAAGUGUAGAGAUGCUCGACUUUGCAAUAUUGUGAUUUAAUCACUGUUAGUUAAGUUUGAUUUAAAAAUACUGUUAUUCAGUCACCAUUUCACGUCAUAGUCAUUUGGUAUUUGUUAGUGAUGGUGGGCGUUACAAUACUGUGAUUUAAUCACUCUUUAUGAUGGUCGACUUUAUAACACUGUGAUUUAAUAACCGUUAGUGAUUGGCAAUAUCGCGAUACUGUGAUUUUGUAUCUGUUAUUGAUAGUCGAUUUCGCAAAACUGUGAUUUAAUCACUGUUUAUGAUGGUCGAUCCCGUAACAUUGUGAUUUAAUCACUGUUAGUUUCGAUCGAUCUCGCAAUACUGUUAUUCGGUCACUAUUUCACGAUAUUGUAAUUUUUUAGUGAUGAUGGGCGUUACAAUAUUGUGACGUAACACUGUGAUUUAAUCACUGCCAGCGACGGUCGAUUUCACGAUUUUAAAAUUGUUAGUGAUGGGUGACUUUGUAAUACUGUGAUUUAAUCACUGAUUUCGUCAUUUGGUCUUUAUUGGUGAUACUGGAGGUUACAAUACUGUGAUGUCGUCGUUGUAAUAUCAUGAUUAUCAAACAUCGAUCUUUUUUUAUAUUUAAUUCUCAAUCUGGCAUCACUGUGAUAUUCUGUUACUUGGUAUUAGCAGAACAUUACGUUACGUUCCUAAAAUAUCGACCCAUCUCUAAUUAUCAUAACCUCAAUACUUGUAUAUAAAAUCUGACAACUAGCACGUGUAAUUUGUACAUACUGUAAUUGUUUUUGAAUAAUUUAAAACAAAGAUUAAUAUUUGGUAUAAGAUUAUUAAAAAAAUGUGUACAUAAUCUUUCGUUUAAUUUUACAUACACAUAAUGGUUAAAGUUGAACAAAGUUCGAGGGUAUGGAUGUUGUUUUGUUAUUACGGAUUAGCAUCCCUUCAUCAUCUCGCGACAUUGGGUAUUCUAAUUAUCAAAAUACUAGAAAUGAUUCAUUUGGAAUAAAAAAAAACUCAAAAAGCCUGAAAUUCUUGAAAAAAAGUGGCCAAAAAUAAAAAUCUGGAAACAUUUGAUGAUCGAGUGAUGCUUCGAUUUAACCUACUUUUCAUUGAACUUUGUUCAACUGAUGCAAAUAGUUGGGAAUCGAAACUUUUUGAUAUUUAUAAAAUAAUUAUUGUUUCCCAAAGAAGAACGGUUUAGUAGUUUUCUUAAUUUAUAUUUCGAUAUAUCAUAUCUAACAGUCGAUACUAGAAUUUCACUAGCACCAACCACCCCACGAGACGUGUCUAAUAUAUGUGCAAAUGUUUUUCCAUCCCACGUGGGACGAUUCGAAAUUUUCUGAUAUAACCUACACGAGUUAAGAAACUGUCUCAAUGCUCCUCUUUUGCUUUUACGGAAGUACAUAUGAUACCAACUAGGAUCUGAUUGUAGUUAUGGAAUUAAUUCAUGGAAAUCAUCAUGUUUUUAACGACUUUUUUUGAUUUUAGAAACUCAAAAUCUUUUUCUAUUGCUAUGCAAAACCGUAGUUGCAGAAGCUCAUUUUUCUAAAUAUUCUAGGUCUCCGUAACGUACUCAAAGCGUAUUACAAAAGUGUACCACCUGAACCGAUGUGUUGCUAGUGGGUGUCGAUCUUUAUCCUUUUUUCCACCUUUAGGUAUGUUUUAAGUACUUAUAACUUUCUACCAUUUUUUUCCUAAUUCGUUAUCAAAAUGUAAAAUGUAAGAAAUUUUUUAGUAUCUAGGAAAUAAUGAGAAUUGGCUGUUAGAUUUGAUCUGUAAUUUCUUUGGCUCCAAAAAUCGCUGUUGAAACUUAUUUGUUUUCAUUGUUGUAAAUUUUUUGAUAAUUAGAACUAUUUAAAAUUUAUAAAUUAUUAAUCUAAAAUAAACAAUUAUUUAAAUUAUAAA